Protobothrops mucrosquamatus (brown spotted pit viper) is the source of this 1491-nucleotide messenger RNA. RefSeq names its product reticulophagy regulator 1 (gene RETREG1). Lineage: Eukaryota; Metazoa; Chordata; Lepidosauria; Squamata; Viperidae. The coding region runs from base 52 to 1428 and encodes 458 amino acids. The record is from RefSeq and is a predicted model, not a curated record. The transcript is spliced from 9 exons. Gene Ontology annotation, cellular component: endoplasmic reticulum membrane. Gene Ontology annotation, biological process: negative regulation of neuron apoptotic process; reticulophagy.
AAGCCUCCGCUGGCUUGGCGCCUCUGUCUGGUGUCGGGUGCUGUAAGCGACAUGGAUGGCGGGGAGGAGCAGGUGAUGUUGCCACCGAGCCCUCAGGAGGGGCCCCGGUUAGAAGAGGCGGCGGCGAAACAAGAAGAGCAAAGCGUUGAGUUCCAGCCGGCUACGGAAUAUUGGCCCGUGAUGGAGGCGCUGACUUGGAAGAGGCCGUUCUGCACUCUGGCCAGCUUCCUCUGCGCCAACCUGCUCUUCUGGUUUCUAGCACUAACUCCUUGGAAAUUUUACCACCUGGUUUCGCUCAUACUACUUGGAAUAGUCUUUAUGCAGAUGAUGAAGGAAUUAGUGCUGUCUAGACUAAAAGGUGGGCAGUUAUGGCGACGUCUCACUGACUACUACCAAGUCAGUGAGUCUGAAUCUGAAAAUCGUCUUAGACUGAACCAGUGUAUAGAAGAAGCAAUGAUGAGUUUCUUUUUGUUCCUCCAAGAAAUGUCUCAUUUUAAAGAACAGAACCCUGGCAAGUUUUGCCUUCUGGUCUGCAGCAUAUGCACAUUCUUCACAGUGUUGGGAAGUUACGUUCCUGGAAUUGUACUCUCCUAUCUUCUAUUAUUAUGUGCCUUUUUAUGUUCAUUCUUCAAGUGCAAUGAAUUUGGACAAAAGGUAUAUAGCCACAUUAAGUCAUAUCUGCUGAAACUGAACUUUGGAAUACAAGACUUUAUCAACCAAAAGUUAAAAGAGAGAGCAGAAAUGAUCAAAACAAAACCAAGUGAGGAUGACAGUGAACUAGACUUAUCAGCUUUAUGCCCUAAGGUUAGCUCAGCAACUGCAGCCAAGGAGCUGUCCGUAUCAGACACUGAUAUCUCAGAGAUAUCUUGGACUGACAAUGGAACUUUUAAUUUAUCUGAGGGAAACACUCCACAGACAGACACAUCCGAUGAUUUUGAUCGGCCAAGUGACCACGAGGAAGCUUUUGCAAAGGAUCUUGCAGAAUUUCCAUCUGUAGAAAGUGGUGCUGGAACAAACGAUGAUGAUGAUUCAAGCAUUGGCUUGCCAGUUCGGCAUAAGAGAAAAAAAGCUCAUCCCCCAACCCCAUUGGACCAGUGUCACAGGCAGGAUAAGGAGGGGCACUCUGCAGCAGGCCUUUCCUUGUCUUUGAUCAACGACCAGGCCUUCAGCUUGGUGACAGCAAUUGCUGGCGAUGUUGUUACAUCAGUGGUAGCAGCAGCCGUCAGAGAACAGUUGCAAUCUGUGCAGGAAGUCCCAAGUAUAAGUGAAGAGGCAGAUGCAGAAGAAGGAGAUGAUUUUGAACUGCUUGACCAGUCAGAGCUUGAACACAUGGAAAGUGAACUGGUACCUACCAAAAGCCCAAAGGCGGAGCCACAGGAAAAGAAGAAGUCUUCAGGCUUCCUCUCAAAUCUGCUUGGUGGGCAUUAAUGUGGAAGGAGAAGCUGCUUAAUAGUAUAUCGACAUAAAUACAGACAAUGUGAAAUGCAAGGA